AAAAUAAUAUGAAUAUUGUAGUGUAGCAGUGGACUUCGUCUUCAAAUCUUAGCUGUAUGAAGUGAUUGGUUGGUUCCAUUUGUAUCCCAUUAAUUCAAACGCGGCUUUCUCUUCUUCUUCAUCAUCAUAUUCUUCUUCUUCUUCCUCUCAACUGUCAAUCCUCUUCCAAUGGAGUUUCUGAAGCCAAUUCUCUUUGCUUUCAUACUUUCUUCAUCAACAAUCCCUAUUCUUUCCUUUUCCCAUUUCUCUCCCAUCGAUCACUAUCUCGUCGACUGUGGGUCAACCCUAAAGUCCACCGUCGAUCAUCGCAUCUUCCUCUCCGAUUCCUCCCCUUCAAAUUCACCAUUUCUCUCUUCUCCCCGCUCUUUCUCCCUCAGAAAUGAACACCCAUUUCAGGGUUUGCCCCCGAUUUACAGUUCAGCUCGGGUUUUCGAGGUGCCAUCCAAGUACGAGUUUCAGAUCAGAGACAAAGGCACACAUAUGGUACGUCUCCAUUUCCAAACUUUUAGUUCUUCCAAUUUGGAUCUCAUUCGUGCUCAAUUUCACGUUCUGGUUAAUGGGUAUGUGAUUUUGAGUAAUUUUAGUGGGGUCUCUGCUGUAAACCCUAGAAUCAAGGAGUUUCUUAUCUGGAUUGAAACUGAAACUCUCGAAAUUACCUUCGUCCCUGUUAAGAAAUCGAAUUUCGCUUUUGUUAACGCGAUUGAAGUUAUCUCUGCACCUAAAGAUCUUGUUGCUGAUUCUGCAAAAUAUUUGAGUUAUGAACGUAGUGAAGAUGUUAAUGGGUUGUCCAAGGAAGGGCGUGAAGUCUUGUAUAGAGUCAAUGUUGGAGGGCCUAAGGUGACUCCCUUUAAUGAUUCUUUCUGGAGAACUUGGGUUCCUGAUGAUGAACACUUUGAAUCAACUGAGGGAUCAAAGAAAGUGUAUUCUAGUGGAAGAAUUAAGUAUCAGGAAGGUGGAGCAAGUCGUGAAGUUUGUCCUGAUAAUGUCCAUAACUCUGCCCGAGUGAUCAAGAGUACUAAUUCUUCAAUUCCAAACACGAAUAUGACAUGGACCUUCCCGGCUAUUGAUGGAUACAAUUACCUUGUUCGCUUGCAUUUUUGUGAUAUUGCAAGUAUGUCAAUUGGUUUUCUGUUUUUCAAUAUCUAUGUUAACGGGUACAUGGCAUACGAGAAUUUCGAUCUCUCAACCGCUACAAAUUGGGAACUUUCUACGGCGUUCUAUGUCGAUUUCAUGGUCAGUGGUGAUCAAGAAGGGGUUCUUAGAAUUGGUAUCGGAAGCUCUAACCAGAGUGUUCCAUAUGCUAUAGAUGGUCUUCUAAAUGGAAUUGAGAUUAUGAAGUUGAAUAACUCUUUUGGUAGCUUUGCUGGUAACCUGUCUGCGGAUAUGGUUUUGAAGAGAUGUCAAGGAAACACUGUUAAUUUAGUUCCUUAUAUAGUGAUUCUGUGUUUGAUCGUAACUGUGUCGCUGAUGUUCCGUCAGAAGGUAAUCGGGAGGGACGAUUCUUUCUCGUGGUCGAAACUGCCCGUGGUGGAUAGUUGGAAAGUUAAAUCUAGCAUGGGAAUAGUCAAUUCCUAGUUAAAGCCUGUUCAAACUUAAGGUUACAUAAAAUUUUAUUCAAUGUCUAAAUAUAGAAGUUGGUGGAGGAGUUAUUGUAUUUGAAAGCCAGUAAACUAAAUAGAAAUCUGUAACAUAAAGUUUCUUUUGAAUGUUAAGUUUGUUUCUUUAGUCUUUGUGAUACAUUGUUGUUAUCUGUAAUGAUUCUAUGGAAGUUAUUGAGAGAAAACAAUCUGAAGGAAUUGGCAUAUCCAUGUAUACUUGUAAAGUUCUUUCAUUCUCUUUUCAUAUUGGAUCUUUAGACAAAAAGCACCCUUGAUUAUGUU
Molecule: messenger RNA, 1880 nt
Organism: Benincasa hispida (wax gourd)
Lineage: Eukaryota; Viridiplantae; Streptophyta; Magnoliopsida; Cucurbitales; Cucurbitaceae
Product: receptor-like kinase
Biological process (GO): protein phosphorylation
Molecular function (GO): transmembrane receptor protein tyrosine kinase activity
Source: RefSeq, a predicted model, not a curated record